Messenger RNA from Clupea harengus (Atlantic herring), 7212 nucleotides. RefSeq names its product chromodomain helicase DNA binding protein 3 (gene chd3). Gene Ontology annotation, cellular component: NuRD complex; nucleus; chromatin. The record is from RefSeq and is a predicted model, not a curated record. Gene Ontology annotation, biological process: chromatin remodeling. Gene Ontology annotation, molecular function: ATP hydrolysis activity; DNA binding; ATP binding. Lineage: Eukaryota; Metazoa; Chordata; Actinopteri; Clupeiformes; Clupeidae.
AAGUACAUAACAAAAAUGUGCUGUAAGCCUCUUUCAUCCUCACCGCAAACGGUUAAUUUCUAAGCAAUACAAUCUGAUGUAAGUCUGGGCAUGGCUGCGGCAGAUUUCCCCAACCCCCUUCUCAACCUCCCAUCAUACAACCCCUUGCUCUAAAAUAAUUUUACACUACGGUGGGGGCCUUUAAGAAUAUUAAGGUAGCCAUAUUUGUUAGAUUUGAGUGGCGCGCUGCAGUGCAGGCACAGUGCGCGAGCCAUCCGCGUGUACUCUCGAUGGAGAGACAGUCAGCAGGCAAGUCUCACUUCGUGACAGAUUGAAGAAAAAAUAAACAUGUUAUAAUGCAACUUACACUAGCUAUACACCCCCUUUUUUGUAACAAUGUGAAUAUUUUUGAGAGGGAGGGGAGAGAAGAGAGCGAGUGCCAGAGAGAAAGAGAGAGAGUGCGAGAGAAAGGAGGAGAAGGAGGGGGGCGUUCUGAAAUAAUAUAGUCAGCCAUUUUUUAUGUAAGGGGAUUUUUCUUAUUGGGGGGGUUGUUAAAAAAUAAAUAUAAGGGCGGCCAUCUUUGUUUCUCUGCCUUGUAGUGUAAAAUAUUCCAAAACGCCCCCCACUUUUUUGAGUGUCGAUUUGAAUAUUAAAUAAAUAUCAUAAUUCGGGAGGAAUACUCUUUUUGAUUUCGAGGACGGGGUCGGUGACAGGAAUAUAAUGUCCUCUCCUCUACGCGCCUGUGAGGAAGAUGAGGGCAUGUUGGCUAAUUCCGAGGGAGGAGAUUUUGAUGAAGAAGAAGAGGACGACGGAGACCUAGACGAGAACGCAAGCGACAUAAACUCGCCGGCGGCGCCUAGAGAAACUGCAACACUAGCCGCGCCAGACGACUGCGAAGAAGGGGGGCACACUUCAGACAGAGACAGCUUUGGGAAAAAGAAAAGAGGCCCUAAGAAAAAGAAGGAGACAAAAAAGAAGGACAAGGAUGGCAAGGCGGCUAAGGCGAGGAAGCGCAAAAAAAUUGAAAGUGAUGUAGAGAGGGACUCCGAGAGAGACUAUGGGGAAAACUCAGACAGCGGUGCAAGUGAUUAUGGAGGGGCAGAAAAGAAGAAAAAGAAGAAACACAAAGAGAAGAAAGAGAAGAAGACAAAAAAGAAGAGGAAGGAGGACGGUGACAGUGCCCACGAGGAAACUGUAAAGCCUGUGGAACAGAAGAACUCUGCCCAGCUGGCUCGAGACUGGGGCCUAGAAGAUGUGGAUCACACCUUCACCGAGGAGGACUACCACACGCUCACCAACUACAAGGCUUUCAGCCAGUUCAUGAGGCCGAUGAUAGCCAAGAAAAAUCCCAAGAUACCCAUGUCCAAGAUGAUGACCAUUCUGGGGGCCAAGUGGCGGGAGUUCAGCUCCAAUAACCCCUUCAAGGGUUCCGCCGCUGCCGUGGCAGCAGCUGCGGCCGCAGCCGCGGUAGCUGUUGCCGAGCAGGUCUCUGCGGCAACUGCCUCUCCAGAACCCCCUCCCCAACUUCCCCCACUGCGCAAGGCCAAAACCAAAGAGGGCAAAGGAGUCGGCUACAAGAAACGUAGCAAAAGCCCACGCGUCCAAGACAAGAAGGCCAAGGCCAAGGCCAAGAAGAUGGCUCCACUGCGCAUCAAACUGGGAGCUCUGGGGCCGAAGAGGAAGAAGAGCAGUUCUAGUGACGAAGUGGACGAUGACGACUCGGAGCAGGAGAACUCCAGCGUCCACAGCUCCUCGGUUCGCUCCGACAGCUCCGGCCGCGUCAAGAAGAACAAGAGAGGACGGCCCAAGAAGAAGAAGAAAAUGCUGGGAGAUGAAGAGGGCGAGGGCUACGAAACGGACCAUCAGGACUACUGCGAAGUGUGCCAGCAGGGCGGCGAGAUCAUCCUCUGCGACACCUGCCCCCGCGCCUUCCACCUGGUGUGCCUGGAGCCCGAGCUGGAGAAGGCGCCUGCCGGCAAAUGGAGCUGCCCGCACUGCGAGAAGGAGGGCAUCCAGUGGGAGGCAAAGGAGGAGGACUUCGAGGAGUUCGAGGAGGAGGCCGAGGAGCCACCAGAGACGGUGGCCGCAGGGGAGGAGGAGGAGGACGACGACCACAUGGAGUUCUGCCGCGUGUGCAAGGAUGGGGGCGAGCUGCUCUGCUGUGACUCCUGCACCUCUUCUUAUCACAUCCACUGCCUCAACCCGCCCCUGCCCGAGAUCCCCAAUGGGGAGUGGCUGUGCCCGCGCUGCACAUGCCCGCCAAUCAAAGGGCGUGUUCAGAAGAUCCUGCACUGGCGGUGGGGCGAGCCCCCUCCACCUGUUCCUGUUCCCCCGCCUCCUGAUUCAGCCCCGGACGCACCCCUUCCACCUCCCAUGAAGGGGCGGCCGGAGAGGGAGUUCUUUGUGAAGCUCACGGGCCAGUCCUAUUGGCACUGCACCUGGAUCACAGAGCUGCAGCUGGAGAUUUUCCACUCGGUUAUGUUCCGGAACUACCAGCGCAAGACGGACAUGGACGAGCCCCCAAGUUUGGACUACGGCUCCGGGAAUGAGGAGGAUUCUGCGAAGAGCGAGAAGCGGCGAGCAAAAGACCCGCAGUACGCCAUCCUGGACGACAAGUAUUACCGAUACGGCAUCAAGCCCGAAUGGAUGAUGAUCCAUCGUAUAAUCAACCACAGUGUGGAUAAGAAGGGGAACUACUACUACCUGGUCAAAUGGAGAGAUCUGACCUAUGACCAAUGCACUUGGGAGAUAGAUGAUUUGGACAUCCCAGACUUCGGUGUGCACAAGUCAGCCUACUGGAAACACAGGGAUGAGAUCACGAAGGAGGACACAGACAAGCCGAGGAGGAGGAGGAGAGAAGAGGAGAACGAUGAGAACGAUGAUGAAUCUCCUCGAACACCUGUGACUGACCCCACCAUCAAGUACGAGGAGCAGCCGGACUUUGUGACGGUGACGGGGGGCACGCUUCACCUGUACCAGCUGGAGGGGCUCAACUGGCUGCGCUUCUCUUGGGCGCAGGGCACCGACACCAUCCUGGCUGACGAGAUGGGCCUGGGCAAGACCAUCCAGACCAUUGUGUUCCUCUACUCCCUCUACAAAGAGGGUCACACUAAGGGGCCUUUCCUUGUGAGCGCCCCCUUGUCCACCAUCAUCAAUUGGGAGCGUGAGUUUGAGAUGUGGGCGCCCGACUUCUACGUGGUGACCUACACCGGAGACAAGGACAGCCGAGCCAUCAUCAGGGAGAACGAGUUCACCUUCGACGACACGGCAAUCAAGGGAGGAAAGAAAACAUUCAGACUACGGAGAGAGGCUGUCAUUAAGUUCCAUGUGCUCCUGACCUCAUAUGAACUGGUGACCAUCGACCAGACUGCACUAAAAUCUAUCGACUGGGCCUGUUUGGUCGUGGACGAGGCCCAUCGUCUCAAAAACAAUCAGUCCAAGUUUUUCAGGAGGCUGAAUGAUUACAAGAUCGACCACAAGUUGCUGCUGACAGGCACUCCACUGCAGAACAAUCUAGAAGAACUUUUCCACCUGCUCAACUUCCUCACACCCAACCGCUUCAACAACCUGGAAGGCUUCCUGGAGGAGUUUGCGGACAUCUCCAAGGAGGACCAGAUCAAGAAGCUGCACGACCUACUUGGGCCCCACAUGCUGCGCCGGCUGAAGGCCGACGUCUUCAAGAACAUGCCGACCAAGACAGAGCUCAUCGUCCGCGUGGAGCUCAGCCCCAUGCAGAAAAAAUACUACAAGUUCAUCUUGACGAGAAACUUUGAGGCUCUGAACUCCAAAGGAGGCGGUAACCAGGUGUCUCUCCUCAACAUCAUGAUGGACCUAAAGAAGUGCUGUAACCAUCCCUACCUCUUCCCUGUGGCGUCUAUGGAAGCUCCCAAGACACCGAGUGGGGCCUAUGAGGGUGCAGCCCUUACAAAGUCUUCUGGGAAACUGCACCUGCUGCAGAAGAUGUUGAGAAAGCUGAAGGAUCAGGGCCACCGGGUGCUGGUGUUCUCACAGAUGACUAAGAUGCUGGACCUGCUGGAGGACUUCCUGGACUUUGAGGGGUACAAGUACGAGCGCAUCGACGGGGCCAUCACAGGAGCGCUCAGGCAGGAGGCUAUCGACAGGUUUAACGCUCCGGGGGCUCCACAGUUUUGUUUCCUUCUCUCCACACGGGCGGGCGGUCUGGGUAUCAACUUGGCCACAGCAGACACGGUCGUCAUCUUUGACUCCGACUGGAAUCCCCACAAUGAUAUUCAGGCAUUCAGUCGAGCCCAUCGUAUCGGCCAGGCCAAUAAGGUGAUGAUCUACCGCUUCGUGACGCGGGCCUCGGUGGAGGAGCGCAUCACGCAGGUGGCCAAGCGCAAGAUGAUGCUGACCCACCUGGUGGUGCGGCCCGGCCUGGGCUCCAAGGCAGGGUCCAUGACCAAGCAGGAGCUGGACGACAUCCUCAAGUUCGGCACCGAGGAGCUCUUCAAGGAUGAGAUCGAGGCGGGGGACAUCAAGGACGAUGAAAUGAGUGUGAUCCACUACGACAAUACUGCCAUUGAGAGGCUCCUGGACCGCAGUCAGGACGCCACGGACGACACUGACAUGCAGAACAUGAAUGAGUACCUGAGCUCCUUCAAGGUGGCCCAGUACAUGGUGAAAGAGGAGGACAAGGUUGAGGAGAUCGAGCGUGAGAUCAUCAAGCAGGAGGAGAACGUGGACCCUGACUACUGGGAGAAGCUGCUGAGGCACCACUACGAGCAGCAGCAGGAGGACCUGGCCCGCAACCUGGGCAAGGGCAAGAGGGUUCGCAAACAGGUCAACUACAACGAUGCAGCACAGGAGGACCAAGAGUGGCAUGCUGAUAUUUCAGAUAACCAGUCCGAGUACUCAGUGGGCUCGGAGGAGGAGGACGAGGACUUUGACGAGAGGCCUGAAGGACGUAGGCAGUCACGGCGGCAGCUCCGAAAUGAGAGGGAUAAACCACUGCCCCCCCUGUUGGCCAGAGUGGGGGGUAACCUGGAGGUUCUGGGCUUUAACACUCGUCAGAGAAAGGCCUUCCUGAAUGCUGUGAUGAGAUGGGGGAUGCCCUCACAGGAUGCCUUCUCCUCUCAGUGGCUGGUCAGAGACCUCCGGGGGAAGACUGAGAAGGAGUUCAAGGCGUACGUGUCUCUCUUCAUGCGGCAUCUGUGCGAGCCGGUGGCUGAUGGCUCAGAGACGUUUGCCGACGGCGUGCCGAGGGAGGGGCUGUGCCGGCAACCCGUGCUCACCAGGAUAGGGGUCAUGUCACUGGUCAAGAAAAAGGUGCAGGAGUUUGAGCACAUCAACGGUAAGUGGAGCAUCCCAGAGCUGAAGCCAGAGAUCAGCACGGACUCCAAGAAGUCAUCACGCGCCUCCUCCCCCGCCAUCAACACCUCCACGCCCACGCCGGAGCCCAGCUGCAACAACACCCCCUGCACCUCCACACCAGCGACCCCAGCUCCAGCGGAGAAGCCAGAGAAGAAUGGAAAAGAGGGAGAGAAAGAAGGAGAGGGUGAUGCCCAGCCUGAAUCUGAGAAGGAGAAAGAGAAAGAGAAAGAGAAAGACAAGGGCAAAGAAACAGAGGGAGAGAACAGCACAGAGAAGACUGAGAAUACAGAGCUUACUACGACCACUAAAGAGGGCACACAGGAGACACCCACCGGAGACAAGCCCGACUCGGCCGAGACCAGCGUAACCACCUCCACCACCACCACCUCCACCACCGCCACCGCCACCGCAGCCGAGGAGUCCAAACCUAAAGAGACGUCAGAGUCGCCCCCAGCGCCUCUCUCUGCGGAGAAGAAGGAGAAAGGAGAGGAGGAAGAGGAGGAGAAGAAAGGAGAGCUGGAGACGGCCACUGACAAAGCGAAACAGGAAGGCCCUGACGAUUCUCCACCCGUUAAAGAUGAGAAACCAGAGGCAGAGAAGGCGGAGAAACCCGAGGAGGAGAAAGAGAAGAGCGAGGAUGCCCCGGUUGCCGUGGAGAAGACCGACAACAAAGACAAGCCGGACGGCCAGGCCUUGGAGGUCAAGAAAGAGGAAGCCAAGGGUGACAAGGACGCCGGGAGAGAGGUCAAGGGUGACAAGGACGCGGGGAGAGAGGUCAAGGGGUUGAAGGAGGAUGCGCCAGCAGCUGUCAAGGGCAACGGGAAGGUGGAGCGGCCGCGCUUCAUGUUCAACAUCGCUGACGGAGGUUUCACAGAGCUCCACACUCUGUGGCAGAAUGAGGAACGGGCGGCCAUCCAGUCAGGCAAGAUGAACGAGAUCUGGCACCGGCGCCAUGACUUCUGGCUGCUGGCAGGCAUCGUGCUUCACGGUUACGCACGGUGGCAAGACAUCCAGAAUGACCCGCAGUUCGCCAUCGUCAACGAGCCCUUCAAGACGCAGGCCAACAAGGGGAACUUCCUGGAGAUGAAGAAUAAGUUCCUGGCAAGACGGUUUAAGCUGCUGGAGCAGGCCCUGGUGAUCGAGGAGCAGCUGCGGCGGGCGGCCUACCUGAACAUGACGCAGGACCCCACGCACCCCGCCAUGGCCCUGAACGCCCGCUUCGCAGAGGUCGAGUGCCUGGCCGAGUCCCACCAGCACCUCAGCAAGGAGUCGCUGGCCGGCAACAAGCCUGCCAACGCAGUGCUGCACAAGGUGCUGAACCAGCUGGAGGAGCUCCUGAGCGACAUGAAGGCGGACGUGACGCGGCUCCCUGCCACCCUGUCGCGCGUGCCCCCCAUCGCCGCCCGCCUGCAGAUGUCCGAGAGGAGCAUCCUCAGCCGCCUCGCCAACAAGGGCACGGAAACACACACUCCACCGUCGAUCCCGCCGGGACCCUACGCCACCCCUCAGAAUUACGGCGCCCCCUUCACCCCCGCGCCACCAGGGGGCAUGCCUCUGGGACCGGCCAACUACAGCCAGAUGCCCCCGGGGUCCUUCAUAUCAGUGCUUAAUGGCCCUCCCAUGAUGGUGAAGAAGGAGCAGCGUGAGGCUGAGCUGAUGAUGGCCCAGCGGGGGAGGGAGCAGAGGAGCGGAGAGGUCAUCUGCAUCGACGACUGAGUCCGACUGAAGUCCCUUAUGUAGACCUCAAACACACACACACAUAAACACUCUCACACAGCUGGGUCGUGCUUCUAUGCUAAGAAGAUCUUGCCACCUGAAUGCUUUUGCAUAUGACAUACACACACUGACAUACAUAAACAUAUGCAGACAUGCAUGCACACACACACACACACACACACACAC